AUGGUGGACAAGAAAUUGAUGGCGGCAAACUCCAACAAGAAGCAUCCAAGGGAACCGCCGGCAGUUCCAUUUCUAUGGGAAGAAAGGCCGGGAAUACCAAAAAAAGACUGGAAACCACCAGUGGUUUCUUCAAAUAGUUCAUUUCCGGCAACCCCCAUCGUCAAGCUUGUUGCCUCGGUUCCAUUCAAAUGGGAAGAAAAGCCAGGAACACCACUACCUUCUUUCUCAGAACCAACAUUGGGAUCAGCAUGUCCCUCCUCCCUACCACUGCAGCUUAUCACUUUUCCAUCACCUCCAAUUAGCUCCCACCAGUACGAUUAUGAUGGUGAGAACGAAGAUUAUGGUGAUGAUAUUAGUGGAAAUGGUGAUGGAGAAGAUGGAGCACCAAGUACGUUUAAUUUGGAGCUUGAAGCAUUCGAUUUCGAAACAGAUGAUUCAUUUAUCUCAGCUCCUGCUCUCCUAGCAAACUGUCUUGUUCCAUCAAUGGCAAUUUCCACUGCUGUUCCAGCAGACAAAAGCACACCAACAGAAGAUAAGAGUGCUUGGCCUGAGACACCUUCCUCACCGGCCUCAGAAGCAGGCAGCAGUACAAGCAGCAAUGCAACUGGAGUUUCAAGCCUUGUUGGGGCUUCGUUUUUGGAAUGCCUCUUUCCAUUGAUUCCUGCCAAUUCCGGAUUUCUUGAAAAAAUUGGCCAAUCAGGCAACAGCUCUCUUACUCCACCAGAACCAAAGAGUGCACAUUUUGAUCGUGAAAGUAACGGCAGUGCCAUUGUAUGGAGGCCAAAAACACUCGGAGAGCUGAUAAUGAUGAGUCGUAAGGGUAGUUACAGGUGGAAAGCUGUUCAAAUGAGAAAACACAAUCUAUCAAAGGAACUCGUGGAGAAUAGAGCUUUUGGAUGCUGCAUCUUUGGAACUGGCAUCAAGAUGAUAGAAGGAUUGUACAGCAAGAGGAAGAACUUGCCAACACUUAAACUGGUCUGA
This is a messenger RNA of Prunus armeniaca (apricot), 981 nucleotides long. The record is from the annotation of a GenBank genome assembly. Lineage: Eukaryota; Viridiplantae; Streptophyta; Magnoliopsida; Rosales; Rosaceae.